Ostertagia ostertagi is the source of this 297-nucleotide messenger RNA. The record is from the annotation of a GenBank genome assembly. Lineage: Eukaryota; Metazoa; Nematoda; Chromadorea; Rhabditida; Trichostrongylidae.
AUGACUGAGAGUGACAUUGACAAAGGGUGGACAUCGGUUGCCGAACAGUUCGACGUGCAGGCCACGAUUCACAGUAAUCUCGGCUCCGCCCUCACCGAUGACGUCAUUCAACCGUUGCGCUCAAUACAGCUCACUGAGGCGAAGACUAUCAGAGCGGCCACUUUGUUCGUGGAGCGAGAGACCAGGAAAUUAAAGGACACCAAGGAUGCUACUCUGAGAAAGAAGCGAUUAUUAUACGAGAGCAGUAAACAAUUAGAGAAACUGGAGCAAUCGUUUGAUCAGCAAAACAAUGGCGAA